This is a messenger RNA of Acanthamoeba castellanii str. Neff, 1707 nucleotides long. RefSeq lists its product as uncharacterized. NCBI's taxonomy places the organism in Eukaryota, Discosea, Longamoebia, Acanthamoebidae. The coding region runs from base 1 to 1707 and encodes 568 amino acids. The transcript is spliced from 8 exons. The record is from RefSeq and is a predicted model, not a curated record.
AUGGUCGUGGCUUGCCUGUGGUCCACCGGUGACGCUGUGGUACAGGUCGCUCGGCGGAGCGACGUUUGUGGGCACCGUUGGGUUCAACAUGCACUUUCACUACUCAAACAUAGCUACAACGAGGGCUAUGAAAGGUUCAAGGCGCUCUUCCUCGCCCUCGGUGCUCGCCACAUCCGCGACAGCCUCCUCGACACAACUUGGAAAACGUACUACGAUCGCCCGAACGAGAUGGGGAGAGCCGGAGUGAAGAGCCAGCAGCUCGUAGACUACGAUGUCCCUGCAGAACAGAUCACCUCCCUGCCCUUGCGCGUGCUCGACUCGAUGGAGCGCUACGAGGGACCCAACGAACUUGACAUUCGUCGCAAUUUUGAGGGAGACUGGGCCACCACCCUGCAAAACUUCACCAAAGUCCUUUGGAACGCGCACAACAACUCCUACCCGGUGGUCGGGCCCUCGCUGACCAGCGAGGCGGCCUACACGAAGCUGGGCGACAUGAGCCAGUACGUCGACUUCGGAAACAUGCACAAUUACUUCAGCGGACGUCACCCGGGCACCAAGGGCUGGGGAGGUCCGAGCGCCGCAGGCUAUUGCUGCUACGGCAGCAUCGGCUUCAACAUGAACGUCACGGCCCUCUCGAGCGGCGACAAGCCCAUCGUGUCGUCGGAGACAAAAUCGAGCGGCCAGAUCCCGUUCGACGUACAGACCAAGUAUGAGCUGCGCAUGUUCGCCAUGCAGUUCAUCCGGGGCGUCGAGCGCACGCUCCACUACGAGUUCUGCGACUUCGCUGACGACCCGGGCAUGUACGGCAUCGUUGCGGUCGACCCCGAGGAUCCCUCCAAGCUCAAGCCGGCCUACCACGCUCUCUACAACCUCAUCCGCCUUCUGGCCGACCCCGGCCCCGCCUUCACUUUUUUUUUUCCUCCGGGCGUCGAGCGCACGCUCCACUACGAGUUCUGCGACUUCGCUGACGACCCGGGCAUUCAAGCCGGGGCGUCGAGCGCACGCUCCACUACGAGUUCUGCGACUUCGCUGACGACCCGGGCUGCGCAUUUCAUCCGGGGCGUCGAGCGCACGCUCCACUACGAGUUCUGCGACUUCGCUGACGACCCGGGCAUGUACGGCAUCGUUGCGGUCGACCCCGAGGAUCCCUCCAAGCCCAAGCCGGCCUACCACGCUCUCUACAACCUCAUCCGCCUUCUGGCCGACCCCGGCCCCGCCUUCACUCCCACUUCCCUGUCAUACGAGGUGGCCGGAGCUCCUUCGUCGUUCCAGAGUUUGAUUCUCCAGCGACGCGAGGGCACGUUUAUGGUGCUGCUGUGGCUCGAGGAGGCCACUUGGCUGCUCCCAGCCAACAUCUCGGGCGUGUACGCCAACGUCACGUCAGCCGACGUCGCUGUCCUUCUGCCGGGCGGGCGCAACGCGUUCAGCGCCUCGGCCACAGUCUACAGGUUCAACCCGUCGCCGGGCUGCAUGACCGCCACAGCCACCCGCCUGACCGCCGCCAACUCUAGCGCCACUGACCUCGUCACCCCGUCGCUCCAAGUAGACGACUCGAUCCUCGUCCUCCAGCUGAACCCGACUACCAGCUCCGCCGGCGCCGUCUACAAACCGGCCGCCGACGCCAAACUCUGUCCGUCCGACGAACUCCCCUCCACCGCGUCACGGCUCGCCUCGCCUUACGUGAAGUCGCUCAUCUUUUACUGGUAA